AUGCAGCGCAGGAGGGACGGGCAGCGCCUGCUGCGGGAGCUCCUCACCCUGCAGGCAGCCGUGCAACAGAGGGGACACGAGGCUGUGGAGCUGCAGGGGUGGAAAGUGUCCGUGCCAGAGAAGAUCGUGGAGCUGAUGGAGGAUGUCUCCAGGGAGGAAGAUCUAGCAAAUGCCACCCCAGACAUCAUAGCUGCCAUCUGGUGCCUCAGCGACUGGGAGACGUGCCUGGACCCCUUCCUGCAGUCGCGCCUCCUCCGAGCUGCAGCUUGCAAAACUUUUGGGGCCGUAGAGCACAACAACAUCAGCAACCUGAGGAUGCACAUGGGCAACCUGGAGGGCCUGCUGUGGUGCCUGCUGUCCAGCGCCCCCAGUCUGGACAGGCUGAAUUUCUUGUGGGAGGUGAGCAGGAUGCAGAGGGGUUGGGCUCAGGGACGGCCGGCCUCCAUCCCCGUGAUCUGCACGAGCCUCUCGCAACACCAGCUGUGGACGGUGCACGGGAGGUCCUGUCCACCCUCCAGUGGGGACCUGGGCCCUUCCUUGGCUCUCCCGAGGGCUGUUUGGCACCUGCGUCCUGCCCUGGCAGUGGUGGAACAGCGCCAGUGCCCCCUCCACCUGCACUGCCUGUGGCAACUGAUAGCAGGUCCGAGGUCUCAGGCGUGA
Alligator mississippiensis (American alligator) is the source of this 660-nucleotide messenger RNA. RefSeq lists its product as uncharacterized. Bases 1 to 660 code for a protein of 219 amino acids. Lineage: Eukaryota; Metazoa; Chordata; Crocodylia; Alligatoridae. The transcript has 4 exons. The record is from RefSeq and is a predicted model, not a curated record.